AUGGAGUCCAACACAAUUGUGAUGGCAGCGCUGGGAAGAGCUCUGCAUCCUGGCACGCUGUAUGACUGCCGCAGGGAUUCCAUAAUUCCAGGUAUCUCUCUAUGGGAUAAGGAAACAAUAAAAAAGGGUUUGGAUUCAUAUCGUCAGCCCAAGACCGAGCUGAAUUUCUCUGCAUCUGACUCUCUCAAUGAGAAAGCCAAACUCCUAGAUGUGAGCGCCUCCCUUAAAGCUAGCUUCCUGGGUGGUUUAGUGGAAGUUGGAGGCUCAGCCAAGUAUAUGCGUGAUAACAAAUCUUCAGCACGUCAGAGCCGGGCUUCUCUGCAGUACAGCCAAACAACAAGAUAUGAAUCACUUACUAUGGAUCAAAUAGGAAAUAUCACCUAUCCUAAAGUGUUUGAGGAAGGAACUGCCACACAUGUUGUUACUGCUGUACUGUAUGGAGCUCAGGCUUUCAUGGUGUUUGAUCUAACAACCAAUGAAAAUGAGGACAAAGAAGAGAUCGAGGGAAACUUAAAUGUAAUGAUCGAGAAAAUUCCUUCACUUUCCGUUGCAGGACAAGGAGCUCUAGCCAUGAGUGAAUCAGAAAAGAAACUAGCUAACAGUAUUAAUUGUACAUUUUAUGGUGACUAUGAACUUGAGCAGAAUCCCACUACUUAUAUGGAGGCCCUCCAGCUGUACAGAAAACUUCCAUCUCUUCUGAGGGAGAGGGAGAAUGAUGCAGUACCAAUGAAGGUGUGGCUUUAUCCCCUUUCACGACUGGGUGAAAAAGCAGCUACCCUUGAGAGAGAAAUUCACAAGAAGCUGAUCACUGAAGCAGAAACUUUACUGGAGGACCUGAGAAAUGCAGAGACUCAAUGCAAUGAUCUAAUUACAAACACGACUAUAAACGAUUUCCAGGAUGUGAGACAAAGGCUGAAGAUGUUUCAGGAUUUUAUAGGAAGCUACAAGAUGAUGUUUCUAAAGGCUCUGUCUAGGCUCAUUCCUGCUAUUCGUGGUGGAACGGAGCAGGAGAAGGCCAUAACAGAAAUCAUAGACAUCCAUCAGAAGUCUCCGUUUAGAGCUGAGAAGCUGAAUGAGAGGCUUGAGUACAGUCAUGCAGAAGUAAAUCUGAUGAAUCUCUAUACCCAACAACUGAGUGGUGUCCCUGUUGUAAAAUACUCAGCCCUGAGGAACAUUCUGUUUAAUCCCACUGUUGAUAGUGUGGUGUGCUUCUGCUUCACUUCUCUGAUGGAUGAAGACCCAUAUCUGUCAAUUCUAACAAAAUUUCUGAAAGUGGAUGAGUUUGAAAAACUUUCAGUACCUCUAGAUUCAGCUGAUCAAGACAUCAAGGUCUGGUUCCACAAACCUGAAGUAAUUGAGAAAAUAAAAGAUAAGCUAUAUCUCUUCAAAGGUUUUUUCCAAGCUAAUAAAGACAAUACACAAAUGAGGUUUAUCAUUGUGUCAGUCUCCGAUCCCUCCAAUCCUGGAAUCUCUAUCCGUCUUUAUAAAAAAGGGAAAAUGGUAGACAGUGCAUUUCAACCUGUGUCCAAACCACCUGCACCUCAGGUGGACAUUCAGGACAGAAAUAUAAUCCUGAAGCUGCAGAAGUCCCCAACUGGAUCAACAGAGCGGUUCAGAGUGGAAUACCGGAUAAUAAAUGCCACUGAUUCUGAAGCUGAUGUGGAAAAAUGGGAAGUGAAAGACACUCCAGAUGCUCAGGAGAACUUCACACUGACUGGAUUUCAGCUAACAAAGCAAUACAGGAUUCAGUACAGAGCGAUUAGUGAAGUUGGAAUGAGUGAAGCCAGCGACUCUGUCCUUGUCUCUGUUCAUGGAAAAUAUAAACUAUCUUUGAGUCAGCCAUGGGUCAGUUAA
Molecule: messenger RNA, 1854 nt
Organism: Tachysurus vachellii
Lineage: Eukaryota; Metazoa; Chordata; Actinopteri; Siluriformes; Bagridae
Product: cytolytic toxin-alpha-like
Exons: 2
Coding region: 1-1854 (617 amino acids)
Molecular function (GO): protein binding
Source: RefSeq, a predicted model, not a curated record